Molecule: messenger RNA, 1021 nt
Organism: Suhomyces tanzawaensis NRRL Y-17324
Lineage: Eukaryota; Fungi; Ascomycota; Pichiomycetes; Serinales; Debaryomycetaceae
Gene: OCA6
Product: protein-tyrosine-phosphatase
Exons: 1
Coding region: 190-795 (201 amino acids)
Molecular function (GO): phosphatase activity
Source: RefSeq, a predicted model, not a curated record
AGAUUACGUAACAGAUAACAUAAUCAUGAUCUCGACUCGACAUCACGAUACCCCAGCCAGUUGCAAUCAUUCAACAGCCAUUUGGGAAUUGAACGGGAUAUAAAGCAGUCGUACUGUAUAUAUGGUAUCAGAGAGUCUUAUUAUCUGUUCCUUCUAUCUUCCCAUCAUUUCCUAGACACGCGCUUGAACAUGGAGCUUGAAAUACCGGGGCCAUUGACACCACCUUUACGGUUCAACACGGUUCAGAAAGACCUUUACCGAGGAGCAUACCCCCGAGAGAUCAACUUUGCCUUCCUCAAGACCCUUCAACUCAAGACAAUCAUUUCCUUGACUCCUGAUCCCAUCACUCUGUCCACAGAUCCCGUACUCUUUGAGUUUGCUCGAGUCAAUGCCAUUGACCUAAUCCACUUGGAGUGUUCACAGUCUGGCAAAGGCAAGAAGAGAGGGGUGCCCAUGGGGUAUUCUACCAUACUUAAUGUUUUGGACUACAUUAUUCACAAUAAGUAUGCUCCAGUAUAUAUCCAUUGUCUCAACGGGGGACAAGUAACAAGUCUUGUGAUAGCAUGCUUGAGGAAACUCCAGUUCUGGUCAUCCAUAUCAAUCUUUAACGAGUUCAUCAACUUUACUACGAAUAUAACAGUGAAUGAUCGUAGUUUCGUGGAAGGGUUCAAGGGGGAGAUAAGUAUACACAGUGAAGACAAGGUGGAAUGGUUGUGGGUGGGAAUGAGCAAGGGAGUAAUAGGGGCACAUCCAAGGAUUAAGGUCAGCGAGAAGGCAGCUGAGACAGGCGAAUGAUGACUUAUUUGUUGUCACUAAGCUGAACAGGCUCUGGUUUCAAAAGGAAGUUAAGCUCCCUUUCCAUUACUAGUAUCAAUUUUAAGGGUUCAUGCUGAGUUACCUUGUAAUGGUAAUUCCUUGGUCACGCCAAAAGAGUUCGAAAGUCUCACAAAUUGCUUUUGAUAUGAGAUGAGAUAUAAGAUAUAAGAUAUAAACUGCUUCUCGGGAGAGCAGGAUAAUGUUU